AUGAAUAGAAAUCAGUAUGCGCAUUUGCUUAACAAGGUGAAAACGACUAUUCAGAAAAGAGACACUAAUAUGAGAAGAGUCUUAUCUGCGGAAUCAAAACUUAACGCCACUUUAAGAUUCCUAGCUUCCGGUAAUUCAUAUGCAGGUAUGCAGUAUUUAUUCAGGAUCCCCAAGAAUUCUAUCAGCAAAUUCGUUCCUGAGGUGUUGGACGCGAUCUACGAUGCUUUAUCAGAUUAUUUAAAGGUGCCAAAUUCUGAAGGAGACUGGACAGAAAUUGAACGAGGUUUUAAUGAAAAAUGGAAUUUUCCAGGAUGCUUAGGGUCUAUUGACGGCAAACAUGUGAUUAUUCGUGCUUCUAUGUUUAGUGGCAGUGAGUAUUACAAUUAUAAAAGUUCGUUCAGUAUAAUACUCUUAGCUGUAGCUGAUUCCAACUAA
This is a messenger RNA of Zootermopsis nevadensis, 435 nucleotides long. Lineage: Eukaryota; Metazoa; Arthropoda; Insecta; Blattodea; Termopsidae. The record is from RefSeq and is a predicted model, not a curated record.